This is a messenger RNA of Manihot esculenta (cassava), 2596 nucleotides long. Its product is annotated as MLO-like protein 11. Lineage: Eukaryota; Viridiplantae; Streptophyta; Magnoliopsida; Malpighiales; Euphorbiaceae. The record is from RefSeq and is a predicted model, not a curated record. Gene Ontology annotation, biological process: defense response. Bases 799 to 2472 code for a protein of 557 amino acids. Gene Ontology annotation, cellular component: membrane. The transcript has 15 exons.
UUAUUAAAUAUGUGUGCUGGCAUCAUAUGUUGUCCGAAGGAAGAAGACGAGAAAAGAGAGAAAUGUUUCCAGUCUACACACUCUGAGAUCUCUCCUCGUGAAGGUCCUUUUCAGCUCAUCUGUUGUAUUUCUCUGCUAAAGAAAGAAAUAAAAAAUCAUAAAGAAAACUCACCUGUCCCCCAAAAGCUUCUGCAAUUGUAGGACCAAAAAUCCCACCUUUUUCUCUCAACUUGAUUUGCUUUCAUCAAUGUUGUCGCUAAGAUUCAGUUUCUUUGCAGUUCCAUGGAAAUGUUGAGACCCAAGAAAAGUUUCCCAUGUGUAAAAUGAUAUAUUCUUGAUAGUCUGAGUUUCUUUUUCUUAGAGGGAGAGACACAGAGAGAGAGAUCGACGAGAAAACGCUGGAUUUUGGCGUUUUCUCUACUCGAACGGUGACAAGAAGAAUAUAAACUUUGGCUGGUGUUCUUUUUGUUUUUAUUUUUCGGCAGAGAUUUCAGUUUCUUGAAUCAAGUAUAGGAGACAUUUUAGAUAUAACCCUCGUUUUCCACAUUUGUCAGUUUUCUCUCAGUGCUUUUGUAAUCGCUUGAAUGUGAAGUGCCCAUCUUUCAAAUUUGUCUCCUGUGGAUAUUACAGUUGAAGUGGGAGAGGGGAAAAAAACAUCAUAUUUUAGGCUGUGUAUGAGUUGGCGAUGUAAUUGCACUUUUCAUGGGUUUGGUUUCUUUUUGGCGGUUCGCCUGAGAGAAAUUUUGAGUACUUAAGAUUUGAAGCAAAAGGUUUUGGGGGUGUACGAGUACUGGUAAUAUGGCAGAAAAUACCAAAGAAAUGCGAUCAUUGGCCUUAACUCCAACUUGGUCAGUUGCAACUGUGCUGACAAUCUUUGUGGUUGUUUCCUUGAUUGUGGAGCGCUCAAUUCACCGGCUAAGUAAUUGGCUGAGGAAAACUAAUCGGAAACCUUUGCUUGCGGCCGUGGAGAAAAUGAAAGAAGAGCUGAUGCUGCUUGGAUUCAUAUCGCUCCUUCUAACGGCUACCUCAAGCACAAUAGCCAAUAUUUGCAUUCCAUCAAAGUUCUAUGACAGUACUUUUGCUCCUUGCUCUAGGACUGAGAUUGAUGAAGAAUUGGAAGAAAAUACUUCCCCUGGACGUAAACUACUGAUGCUGUCUUUUUCACCUCUCAGAGUCCAGAGAAUGCUGAACAGCUUGGACAAGAAUACCUGCAAAGAGGGACAUGAGCCAUUUGUAUCAUAUGAAGGUCUUGAACAGUUGCAUCGGUUCAUCUUUGUCAUGGCAGUCACACAUAUCUCUUACAGUUGCUUAACAAUGUUGCUGGCUAUUGUGAAGAUUCAUAGUUGGAGGAUAUGGGAAGAAGAGGCUCACAUGGACCGCCAUGAUACAUUAUCAGAAAUCACGAGAGAGCAGACUAUGCGAAGGCAAACAACCUUUGUCAGAUAUCAUGCUUCAAAUCCUUUGGCCAGGAAUAGUUUUCUAAUAUGGGUGACUUGUUUCUUCCGGCAAUUUGGGCGUUCAGUGGUUCGCACAGACUACCUUACUCUUCGCAAGGGCUUUAUCAUGAAUCACAAUCUCCCCUUGAAAUAUGAUUUUCACAGCUACAUGAUUCGCUCCAUGGAAGAAGAAUUCCAAAGGAUAGUUGGUGUGAGUGGUCCAUUGUGGGGAUUCGUUGUUGCUUUCAUGCUAUUUAAUGUGAAAGGGUCUAAUCUCUAUUUCUGGAUAGCCAUCAUUCCUAUCACUCUUGUCCUUUUGGUGGGUGCAAAACUACAGCAUGUUAUUGCAACCUUGGCAUUGGAGAGUGCUGGCAUAAGUGGAUACUUUGUAGGAGCAAAGCUAAAGCCUCGAGAUGAUCUUUUCUGGUUCAAGAAGCCAGAACUUCUGCUGUCCUUGAUCCAUUUUGUUCUAUUCCAGAAUGCGUUUGAGUUGGCUUCAUUCUUUUGGUUCUGGUGGCAAUUUGGAUACAAUUCCUGCUUUAUUAGGAACCACUUGCUGGUGUAUAUACGACUUAUUUUGGGGUUUGCUGGACAGUUUCUGUGCAGCUACAGCACAUUGCCUCUUUAUGCACUGGUUACUCAGAUGGGAACGAACUAUAAGGCAGCGCUAAUCCCGCAAAGGAUAAGGGAGACGAUCCACGGAUGGGGAAAGGCAGCUAGAAGAAAGAGAAGGCACGGAAUUUUCACAGAUGAUUCUACGAUACACACAGAUACAAGUACAGUAUUGUCUGUUGAGGAAGAUGAUAAUCCUUUUCUGGAUGUUGUUGGUGAGAAUGGUGCUACUACACACUCAGAAGUUGAGUUAGAGCCAGUUUCUACAGUAUCAAACAGUCCUGGCCCAUUUCCUAAUGAAAAUUCAAGUAGAGUUGGGACUCCUCUCCUUCUACCUUCAUCUUCUAUUCCUACAUCAAAGGCCACAGUUGUUUCAAGGGAAAGUGUUGCUAGAUCAUCUUCAAUGCCAGCUAGAAGAGAAUGAAUGCAGCAGCUCAUAGAAAAAUCAAAGUUCAUACUUAAUAGAAUACUUUUUAAGUUGUAUCAUUACAUGCAUAUACAAGUAGGAAAUGAAACUCAUAUUAAAUGAAAUUUUAGCUUUUAUUUUU